AUGGACAUUCUCAUCAUGCCUGUGGAUGUGAUAAAUAACCCUCAUCAUGAGCCAGAGAACAAGAAAAUGACGAACAACCCGCAUGAAAUAAUGGAUGUGACUUGCCAUGUUUCCAGCUAUACAAUUGAUGACAUAAUACCACCUCCUCCUCUAUUCGAUGACCUCGUUAUUGAGACCAAUAAAGAUGUCCAUGGCAAGCUGCAUAAAAAUAGUGAAAUUGCAAGCAGCCAGUAUGGAAUUAAUGUUUUCAUUGUUGGGCUAUUCUUGAUGUUUGCGGUCUAUCUGAAGAUCCUUGGACUGACUGAGAGUGAUCGUCUCACCUUCCUGGUCAUCUUGAUGCUGAUACAAGUGGUAUGGAUGAUAUUUUAUAUCUCCAUCAGUGACUGGAAGAAGUGGGCCACCACAGAGAAAGAUGAACAUGCUGGGGCCAGGUGGCUAAGAUGUGGUAUAGUCUUGUUUGCAACAUCCACACUAGUCAUGCAUGCCCUGAAGCUAGGAUACUUUGUUGGAUAUUCAGAAUGUAUGCCCAUAAUUGAGGGGAUAUACCCGGUCACCCAUAUUAUUCACACCUUCUUCCAGGUAUAUUUUCUAUGGUGUCAUUCAAAGGAUGUGAUCAAAUCUUUCAAAACAGUUGAAAGGUUUGGUUUAAUCCACUCUGUGUUUACAAACUUACUUCUGUGGGCCAGUGCAGUAGCAACAGAGUCCGACCAUCAACUGGAGGAGCACAUGGAAAGGCUGAAGUCCCUGGGCUUUCUGAACCUCACUUUUAAUGUAGAACACUUAGAAUGUAACUGUACCACAAAUCUGUGUAUGAACCUUAAAAAAGGAAUCUAUUAUAUCUACCCAUUCAACAUUGAAUACCAGAUUUUGGCAUCUGCUAUGUUGUAUGUCCUAUGGAAAAAUAUUGGGAACAAGACUGGUCAUUUCAAGCACAGCACAAAACUGAAGUUGGAUGGUGUUUUUACUGGGUCCCUCUUAGGACUCAUAGUUGUAGCUGCAACAAUUGGCAUAGUUGUAACUUACCUGUUGAACAUCGGUCACUCCAAAGCCAACAGUGAAACAGCUCUAAGCAUAUACUAUUUUUAUUCAAUAGUGGUCCUGAGCCUCAUGUCCAUAGGGUCUCUGCUUGGACUUGUCAUAUAUAAAACUGAAAGAAUUCCUGCAGUCAAAGAGAGGAGCCCUUCUGUGAAACUUGAUGCUGAGCUGCUUAUAGGUUCUGCAAUUGGCUCAUGGAUUAUGUCAUGGGGUUCCAUCUUAGCCAUAAUAUUUGCAAAGGGUCAUCCAGUAUAUACAUGGUACAACUUGCCUUACGCGAUCCUGGUAAUAGUUGAAAAAUACAUACAAAACCUUUUCAUAAUUACAUACACAAAUUACAAUGUUCAGGAUGAUUGGAAGACUGCUCAUAUUGAGAUACCUAUAGUGACAGGUCAAAUCUCGGUGCCUGCUGAAAGCACAAAAUUCACAACUUCAAAAGCAAAUGAGAUAAAACAGCAAGCUUCCUUCCAACAUAAACAAGCCAAGAUACACAGGCCCCCUGGAAACCCAAAGCUUCAGAACUUCAAGAAAUCACUGCUAAAGAACAUAACAGUUCUCUUGUUUCUUUCUCUGGAUACCACCAGCCUUCGGAUGUCGUCCACAGUAUGA
Messenger RNA from Nanorana parkeri, 1644 nucleotides. Its product is annotated as otopetrin-1-like. Gene Ontology annotation, molecular function: proton channel activity. The record is from RefSeq and is a predicted model, not a curated record. Gene Ontology annotation, biological process: proton transmembrane transport; inner ear morphogenesis. The transcript is spliced from 6 exons. Gene Ontology annotation, cellular component: membrane. NCBI's taxonomy places the organism in Eukaryota, Metazoa, Chordata, Amphibia, Anura, Dicroglossidae. The coding region runs from base 1 to 1644 and encodes 547 amino acids.